Messenger RNA from Aphis gossypii (cotton aphid), 1161 nucleotides. RefSeq names its product probable methylthioribulose-1-phosphate dehydratase. Gene Ontology annotation, cellular component: cytoplasm. The transcript has 7 exons. The record is from RefSeq and is a predicted model, not a curated record. NCBI's taxonomy places the organism in Eukaryota, Metazoa, Arthropoda, Insecta, Hemiptera, Aphididae. The coding region runs from base 183 to 929 and encodes 248 amino acids. Gene Ontology annotation, molecular function: methylthioribulose 1-phosphate dehydratase activity; metal ion binding.
GUCCAUUAUAUCUUAGUCCGUGCUUCGUGCUCCGUGCUCCCGACCUAGACGAGUGAUAUCAGUUAUCAGUUUAUCGCCUUUUCAGUUCUCCACAGUCUUUACUACAUUGUGCCAUUGUGGUUAUAGAUUUAGUUUGUUUUGCUAUUCUGAAUUUUCGAAUUUCCAAUUCUCCAACAGGCAAAAUGGUGGUUGUUAAGCUUACUUCUUCUACUCCUUCUACUCGGACUCAGCGUGUCAUGGCCAACAUACUGCAAUGUAGACAGCUAAUGGAUAAUAGUUCAAAAAAUCACCCUCGUAAUUUAAUUCCUGAAUUAUGUCAAAAAUUAUAUUAUGCUAAUGGAUCAGAAAAUGGAUGGUUAUGUGGCGGAAGAGGUGGAUUAAGCAUUAAAUACAAUGACUACAUUUUUGUUACACCAUCUGGUGUUCAAAUGGAAAGACUUAAACCUGACGAUAUCUUUAUCUUGAAUUUAGAAGGAGAAGAAUUUAUAGUUCCGUCUCCUGAAAAAAAAUUAAUAAAAAGCCAAAGCACUACAAUAUUUAUAAGUGCUUUUAAUGAGCGUAAUGCAGAAGCAGUGAUACAUGUACUUUCAGUGGGAGCAGUUGAAUUGUGUAUGGUAAAUCCUGGAAAUGAAGUUAAGAUUACUUAUUCAAAAACGAUUAAAGGAAUUUUUAAUGAACAAACAAGACAAUUCUAUAAAAAAAAUGAAGAGAUUAUCAUACCAAUAAUUGAAAAUGCAAAGUAUGAGAAAGAUUUAGUUGGUACUUUUAAAAUGGCUCUGAAAAAUUAUCCCAGUACUUCUGCAGUUUUGGUCCGCAACCAUGGAAUCUAUGUGUGGGGCUGUGAUUGGAAGUUGGCUAAAAAACAAUUAGAAUGUUAUGAAAAUUUGUUUCAAGAUGAAAUUUCCAAGAGAAUAAACAAGUUUAAUUAAAUUAUAUCCAUACUUGUAGACAACCUUACUGGAAAGCAAUUGGGAAGUAUCCAGAGGCUAUUAAAAAUAAACUUUUUUAUUUCAUUAUUUCUUAACUAAAUCUAUUUGUCUUGCGUAUUAUUUCAUAAUAUAUAAAGUUCUUCUUAGUAUUAAUUUGUUAUUUAUUAAUAAUAAAUACAAAGUGAAUUAUUAUGUAUCAUAUAAUUUUUAAAUAUAUUAAUAUUAUUAAUUA